Hibiscus syriacus is the source of this 4237-nucleotide messenger RNA. Its product is annotated as eIF-2-alpha kinase GCN2. The record is from RefSeq and is a predicted model, not a curated record. The transcript is spliced from 28 exons. The coding region runs from base 188 to 3904 and encodes 1238 amino acids. NCBI's taxonomy places the organism in Eukaryota, Viridiplantae, Streptophyta, Magnoliopsida, Malvales, Malvaceae. Gene Ontology annotation, biological process: mitochondrial translation; protein phosphorylation. Gene Ontology annotation, cellular component: mitochondrion. Gene Ontology annotation, molecular function: protein binding; ATP binding; protein kinase activity.
UCUAUAUACCUCUCUCUGUUCGAAACCGAAGCUUCAGCGCCAUCACAGCCACCAUUAAAUCUCUUCACAUUUAUUAUUGUAUUUGUAUACCCACACCCACAUAUCUGUUCAAAAUAAAUAAAACCCAUCAUUAUUCCCUUUAUGAGCCAAGACCUUGUUUGGGUUUUUGGAUGAUUGGGUUUGAUAAAUGGGUUCAAAGAAGAAGAAGAAAGGAGGGGGAAGGCGGAGUAAAGGAAGGGCUUCAUUGAAAGACCAUACUUCCCACGAUGAAGAUGAUAAUGAGCUUCUCUCUGAAGAGAUCACUGCUCUGGGUGCAAUAUUUCAGGACGACUGCAAAGUUGACUCAGGGCCACCUCCGCAAAUCAUCAUUAAGCUCAGGCCUUAUUCGAAGGAUAUGGGUUAUGAGGACCUUGAUAUAUCUGCUCUUCUCUUAGUUAGGUGCUUGCCAGGAUAUCCAUACAAGUGCCCAAAGUUGCAGAUCAGUCCAGAGAAAGGCCUUACAAAAAGCCAGGCUGAUAGCCUUUUGUCUCUACUUAAUGAUCAGGCAAUUGCUAAUGCUCGAGAAGGACGAGUGAUGAUUUUUAAUUUGGUGGAAGCUGCUCAAGAGUUCCUGUCCGAAAUUGUUCCACCGGGUCAAUCACAUGAAUCUGCUUUAUGUUCAACCACAAGUAGCAGUGGCCAGUUGCUUCAGAAGGAUGUUGCUAACAAGAGUUCCCCUUCUAGGGUGGCUUUUGUCUAUGGUUUUAUAGAUCUUUUCAGUGGAUUUGGAGAGUCAUGGAAUUGGCCUAUGGACAUGGACAAAAACAUAGGUAUAAUUUCUGCUGUACAGUCGCUUGAAUCAGAUGGUCCAAACAUCGGGUACGAUGUUCAACAAAAGAAACUCAAGAAGAAUCCUAAGCUGUUGGGAAUGGAAGAAAAAAGGGAAGUUCUGUCACCUUUACCUGUUGCAAAAUUGAAUAACAUUAAGGAAGACAGUGAAGAUGACAGUAAAAGCACAUCUACUGCUCAUUCAAGCAAUUUUUCGGCGGACAUGGUCCGAAAUGGCGAGGAGGAGAUUGUUCAUGAGGAAGAGGAAGAGGAGGAUCUGGAUUUGGAUCUUGAAAGUGAGCCUUGGCAGUCGGUGUCUUCUGGAUCUAUAGGUUAUAAUCAAGCAUCAGAAACCACUGAAAAAGAUCUAAUGAUGGUUCAUCUGCUUCGCCUUGCUUGUGCCUCUAAAGGACCGUUAACUGAUGCACUGCCGCAGAUUGUAACAGAGCUGUAUAACUUAGGUAUGUUUUCAGAAUGGGUGAAGGAUUUAGCUCUUAAACGAUCUUUGAUGUUCAAUAAUACCUUUGAUCAUGCUUUCCAUCAGCAUAUGGUUUCAUCCAAAGUUUCUGAAUUUUGGAAACCUGCUUCUGAUUUGAGUGGGCCUAGUGCAUCUCUCCCAAGCUCUCGCUAUUUGAGUGACUUUGAGGAGCUACAGUCCCUUGGCCAUGGUGGUUUUGGGCAUGUCUUGUUGUGCAAAAACAAGCUAGACGGGAGACAGUAUGCGGUAAAGAAAAUUCUCCUUAAGGACAAAAACCUGCCUCUUAAUGAUAGAAUAUUGAGGGAGGUAGCUACACUUUCUCGUUUACAGCAUCAACAUGUUGUUCGCUACUAUCAGGCUUGGUUCGAAACAGGAGUUGAUAAUUCUUUUGGUGAUAGCACAUGGGGUUCAGGGACUGCAACAAGCUCCACAUUCGGUAAGGGUGCGGGCUUGACUGAUGUCCCUGGACAGGAGAACAAACUUGAAUCAACGUAUCUAUAUAUUCAAAUGGAAUAUUGCCCCAGGACUCUUCGGCAAGUCUUUGAAUCUUAUAACCAUUUUGACAAAGAAUUAGCAUGGCACCUGUUUCGCCAAGUUGUGGAAGGCUUGGCACAUAUACACGGACAAGGAAUCAUCCAUCGAGACUUAACUCCAAACAAUAUCUUUUUUGAUGCUCGCAAUGACAUUAAAAUUGGAGAUUUUGGUCUAGCGAAAUUCUUGAGGUUAGACCAGGUGGACCAGGAUGUUAGCUUCCCAACAGAUAUACUUGGAUCUUCUGUUGAUGGUACUGGUCAAGUUGGUACCUACUUUUACACUGCACCUGAAAUCGAGCAGGGCUGGCCAAAGAUUGAUGAGAAGGUUGAUAUGUACAGCUUAGGAGUUGUUUUCUUUGAGCUUUGGCACCCUUUUGGGACAGCUAUGGAGAGACAUAUUGUUUUAUCUGAUGUGAAAUUGAAAGGAGAACUUCCUUCUGCAUGGAUAGCUGAAUUUCCAGAACAGGCGUCCUUGUUAAGAUGCUUAAUGUCACAAAGCCCUUCUGAUCGCCCAUCUGCCAUGGAACUUUUGCAAAAUGCUUUUCCUCCACGAAUGGAAUAUGAGCUGUUGGAUAAUAUUCUCCGCACAAUGCAGACUUCAGAGGACACAAGUGUGUAUGACAAAGUUGUGAAUGCUAUUUUUGAUGAAAAAACGUUAGCAACAAAAAGCCAUCACCAGAAUACUGGUAGAUUGGGAAUGGUUCACCAUGAUACUACUUCCAUCCAGUUCGCAGAUUUAGACACCGAACUUCGUGAUUUUGUUGCUGAGGUCUCCAGGGAAGUGUUCAAGAAGCAUUGUGCUAAGCAUCUCGAAAUAGUGCCUAUGCAUCUGCUAGAUGAUUGUACACAAUUCUCAAGGAAUACUGUCAAACUUCUGACUCACGGAGGGGAUAUGCUUGAACUUUGUCAUGAGCUGCGCCUACCUUUUGUUAAAUGGAUAGUAGUAAACCAGAAAUUUUCGUUUAAACGAUAUGAGAUAUCAUAUGUUUAUAGAAGAGCGAUUGGUCAUUCACCUCCAAAUCGUUAUCUUCAGGGUGAUUUUGACAUUAUUGGAGGUGCAUCAGCUUUGACAGAGGCAGAGGUUCUCAAGGUGACAGUGAACAUUGUUUCUCAAUUUUUUAACUCAGAGUUGUGUGAUAUUCAUCUUAAUCACGGGAAUCUGCUCGAGGCUAUCUGGAUUUGGGCAGGAGUCAAUGCAGAGCACCGACAGAAAGUGGCUGAGCUCCUCUCAAUGAUGGCUUGUUUGCGUCCACAAUCAUCUGAACGGAAGUUAAAGUGGGUUGUUAUAAGGCGUCAGCUUUUGCAGGAACUCAAUUUAGCAGAAGCUACUGUAAAUAGGUUGCAGACUGUUAGUUUAAGAUUCUGUGGAGCUGUAGACCAGGCCCUCCCUCGAUUGAGGGGAGCAUUGCCUGCAGAUAAACCUACCCGCAAAGCUCUUGAUGAGUUGUCAGACCUCUUUAGUUACUUGAGGAUAUGGAGGAUCGAAAGACAUGUUUAUAUAGACCCAUUGAUGCCACCAACUGAGAAUUAUCAUAGAGAUUUGUUUUUUCAGAUAUACUUGGGAAAGGAGAGCCAUCCUGGAGCACUUACUGAAGGUUCAUUGCUUGCUGUUGGUGGUCGAUAUGAUUAUAUACUUCAUCAAAUGUGGGAUUGUGAAAAUAAAACAAAUCCUCCAGGUGCUGUUGGAACCAGCCUUGCACUUGAGACUAUAAUCCAGCAUUCUCCUGAAGAUUUCAAGCCUAUUAGAAAUGAACCUACCACCAGCAUCCUUGUUUGUUCAAGAGGAGGUGGGGGUCUGUUAAGGGAACGCAUGGAACUUGUUGCUGAAUUGUGGGAGGAGAAUAUCAAGGCUGAACUUGUUCCUGUACCUGAUCCGAGCCUCACUGAACAAUACGAAUUUGCAAGUGAACAUGAGAUAAAAUGUCUUGUUAUCAUAACCGAAAUGGGUGUAUCUCAAACUGGCUUUGUUAAGGUUCGUCAUCUUGAUCUUAAGAAGGGGAAGGAGGUUCAGAGAGAAGAUCUUGUAAGAUUUCUGUUGAAUGCAAUGGGGACACAAUUCCGUAACCCUUCAGUUUGGAGCCAGUAACGUCUACAUCAAUUAUGAGGUUCUUAGUAGCUUAUGCUCCCUUCGAACAAUAGGUGUAUGAGUCAGAAUUCUUCUUUGUUGUCUCCUCUGGUGCCCGAUGAUGCAAACUGUGAAGAGUCUUUUGCAUGAAUCUGUCACAAAGUUUUUGCAGCUUUAAUUUUGUUCGAAUUACAUUACAUGUUACGUAAAUUUAUCCGAAACCAGUGUAAAUGCACAACACUCCCGGGUCUAUGUAUCAAACAGAAUACAAAAAAGAAGAAAAAAAAGUCAUCGGUGAUACAGCAAUCAACACAAACAUCAUAGUUUUUGGUUUGGCCAAGACUUCGAGCUAUG